CGAUAACACAUGGUGACCUAGAAUCUGACUUUGUCCACCUUUGAUUGGAGUAGGCCAGUGAGGCGCCAAGACGAAAUUGACUGCCGUUAUUUUCAGUUGGCACGUGUUUUUUGACUCUUGAUGAGUGUUACGAUUUCCGUUUAGCAAUCUGGUGGCAGAUUCAUAUAAAAUUCUCAGGAAUUUGGGCUCACCCACAGUUAUGCAACUGGACUCCCAGUAGGCAAAUGUACAUAGGUUAAUAAUAACAUCUACACCCAUGGAACGCAGUUUUUUAAAUGCUCUGCAGUUUUUAAAAGAUGAGGAGAAAGAAGAUGAAUCGAACUGUGAAGAUAGACAGGCAGAUUUUAUGUUAGCUGCAUGUGUUGAUGGCUUUAAUGAAAAUGCGACGGGGAUUACAUCUCUGGAUUAUUUCGUAUAUAUAUGGAAUCUUUUCAAUAUGAUGCCAAUUGAUAACGAUGAUCCAAUUCCUGUUGAAUCUGUUGAAGUAGAAAAAAAGCACUUAUUUCAAUGUUUUAGUCGAUUGAAAUGUUUUCAUGUUUGGUUUACAAAAAAUCCUCCUAAUAUUCACGGAAGUGAUGUCAAGUCAUUGAUAUUCUUCUUUGAAGAAUUCCUUAAACAUACAUUUCUUACUAAAACAAGUCUAGAACCACAUUAUAUGGAGUCGGUAUCAUGUUUAAUAUUACUAUCAUGGUGGAAUAUUGGAUUUCGUUCUUGUUCAACACUUUAUCGUAUCAUUGAUUAUGAAUUAUUCGGUUUAUGGUUCAGAUUAAUCCCUCAAAUUGUUGAUGUAUCAUUUUGGAUUAUUAAUCACUUGUCUCCCUAUCCAGAACAUUCACAUCUAUUCAUAAUUAAUUUGUUACGUAUUUAUGCGGAUUGUUAUCAUCAAAUAAAAAGUCGAUUUGAGAAUGAUGACUCCGACACCUCUUCUUCUUAUUCUUCUCAUUCUUUGUCGUCUUCGUGUACUUCUUCUUCUCCUUCUGCUGCUGCUGCAACUGUCGGUUCUCGAAUGACUGGUAUUGAUAUACCUCGAGUUCUUCGUGGUUUAACUGAUAUUUAUCGUGAAUCAGUUGAAGAAUUAAUAGAAAGGAAUAAAGCAGAGAGGGGUGAAGAUCGUACAUAUUUAGAUGAUCUAGAUGAUGGUGAUGAUGAUUGUUCCAGCACUGCUAUUAAUAGUAUGAAAACUGUUUGUUCAGCAAUUGUUGAGAUAUUAAAAAAUUUAGUACGUUCUGGAAGAGCUUAUUGUUUGGAACAAACACCUGAUUUUUCGUUUAUUUCAUUCACUGACCAACGGAUAAGUGAACGUUUGUAUCUUGUUCGUGAUUAUCUACUGGUUCGAUCUCAUAGAGUUAUAGCCAGUCAGAUGGAAGCAACUCCUGGAAGUGUUUUACCUCGUCUACCAAAAAUGUUAAACUGUUUAGUAAAUCUUACAUCAGCAAAACAUAAACUUCGUGAAUUAUUGGGUUGUAAUAAUAAUAAUAAUAAUAAUAAUAAUAAUAAUAAUAAUAAUAGCAGCGGGAGGAGGAGAAGUGGUCGUUCGAGAUCAAAUCGUAAACCUUGGAGUUUAUCAUCAUCACCAUCACUAUUAACCAAUCAUUACAGAUACAUUACAUGGUGUCUUAGAAAUAAUCUCUGUGUUAAAAGGUAUGCUUUCUGGUACGUUGCAACUGUGGAUAUCACGGAGACUGAAGCACCUCAACUCUUGAUACCACUUCUAUUGCCACAUGCUGAAUUAUUAGCUGAAGAUCAUAGUUUCGCCUGCCUACUGAUUCUACGUCUUGAUCGCGUGCGUAGAGCUUUGCUACCGGAGAAGGAAUAUUUCACGCUUCUUCAUCGUCUAUUCAAAUAUUUAUCAUUCGAGAGUAAAUAUGAACUGCUGAGGUGUAUUCAAGAGAAGAAAAAUUCUGUUUAUGAAACCCCGCUGUCAAAAUCAAAUGCUUGCUUUCAGUCAUCUAUUCGUCCAGUGUUCAAUCGUUUAGCCUCCUUGGAUAGUAGUAAUGCUGAUGACACUGUUGGUCAAACUGAUAAACAAUCGAUAUUGACUACUGAUUUUACCAAGGAUUUUCUUUCAGAUUGUGAAGUAGUACUGUUCACACAUCCCGUACGUUUUUUUACUGAGUUAAUUCAAUUUCCAGUUAGACAACAGCUUCCUCAUCUACAGGCUGCUGUUCAACAGCUGAUCGAUGAAUUGUCUUACGUGUUCCCAGUACCUACAGAUUUUUUCCCAAAGGAAAGAAAAGUAUUGGAUAAAUCAGGUAGUAAAAGAAAGAGCAAAGCAACACUUGGAAAAGAUCACCACAACCACCAACAACUGAAACAAUCCAUUCACAGUACAAUCUUUCAAGAACUUAUUCUUGUUGAUUGGUCAAAUCGUCCAUGCUACACUAAUAUUUCAUUAUUCGGUGAAGAAGACAUAUAUGCUGAAGCAGAUAAGAUUAAUUUAUUGAAUGUGAAAUUCAAUUUUAACGAUGACAAAUGUCUGCUGGACGACCAGUCUGAUGAGUCGAUUAAUAAUAAACUGUCGGGGGAUCUAAUCUUGGAUACUCUAGUUCAUCUGUUUAAGAAACCGGAUUGUAUCAUUCAAAUUAACACAAUUUUACAAGUAUUUCUAAGUUAUUUAAAAGAUAAUUUACAAUCACUAAUUUAUAAACAUACCAAUAUGGGACAUUCAACAACAACAACAGCAGCACCAACAACAACGCCAUCAACUCAACUGACUAACAAUAAGGCGGUGAAUAAUUCUCCUACACUUCAAAGUAUGCAUAUUCGUGGAUUUAUAGAUAUGCUGUAUCGGUUAAUAAAAGUAGCUUCAUCUGGUCAUGAACUUUUAUUGAUAAACAAAAUUAAUAUAAAUGAAUUAGUGAAACAAUUUAUGCAAUUAUUUAAUAUCCUAUUCCUGAAUCAAUUUAAUAAUGAAUUUACUAUUACUACUAGUACUACUACUGCGACCACGACCAACACUCCUGUUGCUGCUGUUGUGGAUGCUACAACGACAACAACUACUACUAAUAAUAAUAAUGACAGUCAGUCAACUUGUCCUUCGUCUGUAUUCAUUCCCCUACCUGAUGAUAAUGAUGAUAACGUUGAUGAUUACGAACGAUAUUUUCAAUACCUGAUCACAAGUGAAGUAGAUGUCAUGUUGUUGGAAUUGAUUGCUUACUGUUUACAACUAUGCCUAUCCUCUUGUCCGUGUAAUCGUCAAACAGAAGGUGGAGGCAGAGAAGAUCAAAUCAGCUGCCAUAUCGAUGAUACGCUACGUCUACUGCAGACAUUUAAAAAUGAUAUCCUCAAUUCGAAAAGUACAACACGUCAUUGGUGUAAACAAAAAUGGUCUUACCUAUUCAACAGUUCAAUAUUUGCCUCAAUGACUGCGUUGAAAUUAAAACAGCAUAAGUGUUGUUGUUUGAAAAGGAUCAAUGUCUUAAAGGAUGAACUGUUUAGCUUAUCGAUUGAAAUGUCUAGUCAAAAAUUGAACACAUUGACACGGUUGAUAGAUAUUGAUGCCUUUCAUCGAAGUACUGGUAUACAUUUCAAAGCUAUUUCAUUGGAUGAUUCAUCACCACCGCCACCACCAACAACAACGACAACAGAAGAUAAAAAUGAAACUGCCAGUAACACUGAGUCACUAUUGCCUACAGAUAACUUCGUAUCACCACGUGUGAUUCAUUUCAUCUUUCAGAUAGCCAGUUAUUCUAAUCAAUUAUGCAUUGAAGUGUUGAAGUCAAUUCUCAAAAAAGCCAUAAAGUCCAAUCAGAUAUGGUGUCAGUUAAAUAUCACACCGAGUCACCUGUUAAUUUCCCUUCUAUCGGUAAGUUAA
Messenger RNA from Trichobilharzia szidati, 3814 nucleotides. Lineage: Eukaryota; Metazoa; Platyhelminthes; Trematoda; Strigeidida; Schistosomatidae. The record is from the annotation of a GenBank genome assembly.